AUGCCUCAAUACGACGACGUUCGGUUCGUCUCCUCCUCGAUUAAGCUCCCGCUUUUCUCCUCAACCCCGGACGGCACCUCCGUACUUUCUUCCCCGCUGAACAAAUAUGCCAGAUUGCCAUUUAAAUUCAACCUGAACUUCAAUUCCCAUCAUCAUCCCUUCACUUUCAUUUCUCAGCUCGUUAAGAACCCGCUACUUUCCAAUCACAAUCUGAAGAGUCUCUCACUUGAUAAAUUGUUGAAGAAAUCACCGCUCUAUUGCUCCCCUGCGUUAGCUCUAUCGGAUUCGGAAGCCGGCCCUCAAUUGACAAACGGUGAUGACCCGGAAUCAGUGGUUCAGCACAAGGGCGAUGACUCGGUGCCGGUGACUCAGUCAAAGAGCGUGGGGAACAAUAGCCGACCGGCCGAGGAGGAGAGGAUUCUGAUAAGUGAAGUACUUGUGAGAAACAAGGAGGGGGACGAGCUCGAGAGGAAGGACUUGGAGGCCGAGGCACUGAAUGCUCUGAAAGCUUCCCGGCCCAAUGCAGCGCUUAAUGUGCGGGAGGUGCAGGAGGACGUGCACAGGAUCAUCGCUAGUGGGUUCUUCAGGUCUUGUAUUCCUGUGGCGGUCGACACCCGUGAUGGAAUUCAGUUGAUUUACGAGGUAGAGCCAAAUCAGGAGUUUCAAGGACUGGUUUGUGAAGGAGCUAAUGUUCUUCCAUCGAAGUUUAUAGAGGAUGCAUUUCGUGAUGGAUAUGGAAAAGUGGUUAAUAUCAGUCGUCUAGAUGAAGCAAUAAGCUCCAUUAACGGUUGGUACAUCGAGCGGGGACUUUUUGGCAUGGUUUCAGGCGUGGAUAUUCUUUCAGGAGGUAUUGUUAAGCUAAAAGUUUCAGAAGCAGAGGUCAACAAUUUAUCCAUACGCUUCCUUGAUAAGACUGGUGAGCCAACAGUGGGGAAAACAAAACCAGAAACUAUACUCAGGCAACUAACGACAAAGAAAGGACAGGUCUACAGUAUACUUCAGGGAAAAAGAGACGUGGAUACUCUGUUGGCAAUGGGUGUGAUGGACGACGUCAGUAUUAUUCCACAGCCAGCUGGUGACUCUGACAAGGUUGAUUUAACAAUGAAUAUUGUUGAGCGUAAAAGGGCAAGUGGAAUAUCUGGAGGUGGUGGAAUAUCAAGUGGAAUUACAAGCGGGCCGUUAGCUGGAUUGAUUGGGAGCAUUGCAAUAUAUCAUAAAAACCUGUUUGGACGAAACCAAAAACUUCAUCUAUCAUUGGAGAGGGGACAAAUUGAUUCCUUAUUUCGGGUUAACUACACCGAUCCAUGGAUUGAAGGAGAUGAUAAGCGAACAUCAAGGACAAUCAUGAUUCAGAACUCUAGAACCCCGGGAACACUUGUUCACGGGAACCAACCCGGUAACAAUCGUCUGACAAUUGGACGCAUCACAGGUGGGAUUGAGUACAGCAGGCCAUUAAGGCCCAAGUGGAAUGGAACAGCUGGACUUAUUUUUCAGCGUGCUGGUGCUCACGAUGAAAAAGGAAAUCCUAUCAUAAGGGACUUCUCUGGAAGUCCUCUUACCGCAAGUGGCAAUACUUAUGAUAAAAUGUUCCUUGCUAAACUUGAGUCUGUAUAUACCUCUUCUGGUGACCUGGGUUCUUCAAUGUUUGUGUUCAACAUGGAUCAGGGGAUCCCUGUGUUUCCAGACUGGCUAGUUUUCAACAGAGUGAAUGCUCGUGCUAGGCAGAGCCUGGCUUUUGGACCUGCACACAUUCUUCUAUGCUUGUCCGGUGGUCGUAUGGUGGGUAAAUUUCCUCCACACGAAGCCUUCCCAAUUGGUGGAACCAACAGUGUGAGAGGUUAUGAAGAAGGGGCAGUUGGAUCAGGUCGUUCGUACGUAGUUGGAAGUGGAGAAAUAUCAUUCCCUGUGAGGGGGCCAAUUGAAGGGGCUCUAUUUGCCGACUAUGGUACUGAUCUUGGAUCAGGCCCAACUGUUCCAGGUGAUCCUGCUGGAGCAAGAAAUAAGGCGGGAGGUGGCUAUGGAUAUGGAGUGGGCAUUCGUGUCGAUUCUCCCUUGGGCCCAAUAAGAUUAGAAUACGCAUUCAACGAUCAGCGAACGGGUCGAUUUCAUUUUGGUAUCGGGCUCCGUAACUAG
Molecule: messenger RNA, 2133 nt
Organism: Striga hermonthica
Lineage: Eukaryota; Viridiplantae; Streptophyta; Magnoliopsida; Lamiales; Orobanchaceae
Source: the annotation of a GenBank genome assembly